Messenger RNA from Spinacia oleracea (spinach), 3368 nucleotides. RefSeq lists its product as uncharacterized. The transcript is spliced from 19 exons. Lineage: Eukaryota; Viridiplantae; Streptophyta; Magnoliopsida; Caryophyllales; Amaranthaceae. The record is from RefSeq and is a predicted model, not a curated record. Bases 269 to 3190 code for a protein of 973 amino acids. Gene Ontology annotation, cellular component: endoplasmic reticulum; Golgi apparatus.
CGUGACGACUGACGUUUCCACAAUCGUGGGCGUAUUCAGUUGGACUCUUCUUCCCCUUUCUUUUUUCAUGGUGCUUUCCUUCUUCACCUAAAAAUCUCCACUCUCUCUCUCUCUUUAACCUGCAAGUCGGGCCACUAGUACUUCGUACACAAGGCAACCACAGCACCACCAAAUUCCCCUCAGUUUUCUCUCUCUCCUCCGUUUCCACCUAUUUUCUUCCGCAUUUCGUCGCUUUUUCCGAGAGAAGAUCAAGAAGCAUCUCCCUUGCAUGAUGGGGUGGGGAAACAUUUAUAAGAGGCGCAUCAAAGUCUUUACAUUGGCCUUCAUGAUCUACCUGGAUUAUAAGGCUUUGCAGAAGAGAAGUAAAUGGAUUAAAAACAAGUCUAAAAAGGAUGCUAUAUGGAAAAAAGCUCAUGAGCGCAAUGCUACUCGCAUCCUCAACUUCAUGAUACAAAUGGAGGGCUUGUGGGUAAAACUUGGGCAAUAUUUGUCUACACGUGCUGAUGUUCUUCCUGAGGCCUAUAUACGGCUUCUCCAGAAGCUACAGGAUUCCCUUCCUCCUCGACCCUUAGACGAGGUCUGUCAUACUAUUGAGAAAGAGAUGGGAAAAUCUGUGGAGGAAUUGUUUUUGAAAUUCAUAGAAGCACCUCUGGCUACAGCAUCAAUAGCACAGGUUCAUCGUGCAACACUGAGAAAUGGGAAGGAAGUGGUGGUCAAAGUUCAGCAUGACGGUAUUAAGCAUGUUAUAUUGGAGGACUUGAAGAAUGCGAAGUCAAUUGUUGAAUGGAUAGCAUGGGCUGAACCUGUUUACAAUUUCAACCCCAUGAUAGAUGAAUGGUGUAAAGAAGCACCAAAAGAACUUGAUUUUAACAUUGAAGCUGAGAAUACCAGAAAGGUGGCCAUCAAUCUUGGUUGCGAUAAGAUAAACAAUGAUACUAGGGGAACCAAUGGCAUUGAUGUUUUGAUUCCAGAAGUUAUACAGUCAACAGAGAAAGUGAUAGUUUUGGAGUAUAUGGAUGGGGUUCGCUUAAAUGAUUUUGAAGCUCUGCAAGAAUUGGGUGUUGAUAGAAAAAAACUUGUGGAAGAAAUCACACGUGCUUAUGCCCACCAAAUCUAUGUCGAUGGAUUCUUUAAUGGUGAUCCUCAUCCUGGAAACUUUCUUGUGAGCAAAGAGUUUCCGCAUCGUCCAAUUUUGCUAGAUUUUGGCCUCACGAAGUCACUUCCAGCAACCACAAAACAAGCGCUGGCAAAGAUGCUCUUAGCAGCUUCAGAGGGGGAUCAUGUGGCACUUUUGUCUGCAUUUGCAGAAAUGGGACUUAAGUUGCGCAUGGAUUUGCCUGAGCAGGCAAUGGAGGUGACAACGGUCUUCUUUCGUAACUCAACUCCUGCAAGCGAAGCUGCUGAAACGUUAAAAAAGUUCUCAGAAGAAAGAGAAAAGAAAUUGAAGGCCUUACAAGAAAAGAUGCAGCUUGGUGAAAAAGAAGCUAAACGAUUUAGUCCUGUUGAUGCCUUCCCUGGAGAUAUAGUGAUAUUUACACGUGUGCUGAAUCUUUUAAGAGGUCUUUCUGCCACAAUGGAUGUCCGCAUUGUCUACUUUGAUAUCAUGAGACCAUUUGCCGAGUCUGCUUUGGGAGGAAUCAUUAAUAUGGGACCAGCAACAAAUACGCAAUGGCUCUGUGACACUCCUGUGCAUUCAGAUGUGGAGGGAAAGCUGCGGAAGCUCUUGAUCGAUCUGGGAAAUUCUGGAAAGAUACUGGGAGUUCAGAUCUGUGCCUACAAAGAUGGGGAAGUCAUCAUUGACACUGCUGCUGGAGUGCUUGGGAAGUAUGAUCCCCGACCAGUUCAGCUUGAUUCGUUGUUUCCUGUCUUUUCAGUGACGAAGGGUAUCACAGCAGGAUUGCUACACUGGUUAGUCGAUAACAGAAAACUAAGCUAUGAUGAAAACAUUGCUUCUGUAUGGCCUGAAUUUGCAUCAAACAAUAAGGAUGCGAUAAAGGUUCAUCACGUUCUUAAUCAUACGUCUGGUCUCCAUAAUGCGUUGGCCAACAUCAUGAAAGAUAAUCCAUUGUCGGUAUCGGAUUGGAGUGAGUGCUUGCAACAAAUGGCUCAGUCUACUCCUGAGAGCGAGCCUGGUCAACUACAGUUGUAUCAUUAUCUCUCAUUCGGAUGGCUAUGUGGUGGAAUUGUUGAGCGUGCAUCUGGGAAGAAAUUCCAAGAGAUUCUUGAAGAAGCAUUCAUUCAUCCACUAAGUAUUGAGGGCGAGCUGUAUAUUGGCAUUCCCCCAGGAGUUGAAAAUCGACUAGCAGCACUUACACUAGAUACGGAUGAUCUCAAGAAACUCCCUGACUUGGAUGCACGUUCUGACUUGCCUUCCACUUUCCAACCAAGCCAGAUUGCUCAGGUUGCCACUGCACUCCCAGCCCUCUUCAAUUCUCUUUUUGUUCGCCGUGCUAUCAUACCUGCUGCCAAUGGACAUUGCUCUGCGCGUGCUCUUGCGCGUUAUUAUGCUUCAUUGGCCGACUCAGGAACUGUUCCAAAACUUCCCUCCUCCUCACCUCGCCUUGGCAGCCACGUCCAUAUACCAAAGUUUUCCUCUGAUAAACUUCACAAGAAAGAAAACAACACCAGUAAGAAGCGCCUAAAUCUGUUUUCUCUAUGCAGAACCAUGAUGUCUGAAAAUUUCAACCAUGAAAAAGGUAAAAAUGUUGUCAAGGGUCCUAGUUAUGAUAGGUUCCCAAGUGACGAGCCUAGUAGCAGCAACAACAGCAAUGGCAGUCACGUUGAACAAAACAUACUUGGUCACAAUGUGAAUGGUGAUGAUCAUGAAAAGAAGAAUGAGAAACUUUUUAGAAAUCCUAACAUUCAUGAUGCCUUCAUGGGUUUAGGAGAAUAUGAGAAUUUUGCUUUGCCUGAUGGAGAUUUUGGGUUAGGAUUUAAGCGGAUAAUUUCUGCGGACGGAUCCAUUAUUGGUUUUGGUCACUCGGGUAUGGGUGGGUCAACCGGUUACUGUGACGUAAAAAACAGGUUCUCAAUUGCCAUUACAUUAAACAAAAUGUCAUUUGGAGGUGUCACCGCAGACAUUAUUCAGCUGGUUUGUUCAGAGUUGAACCUUCCUUCACCCAAGUUGAAAGGUGCUGGCGUUAGGGAAGGAAAUUCAGAGCCAAAUUUUGAAAGGCCUUUGAUUAACUGAUAAUUAUUUUAUAUAUCUUCAAUAAUCAUUAUUAUAAUUUUUUUGUUAUGGUCUUUUGUAAUGCUAUUUCAUGUAUAUUUACAGAAGGUGAAGACUGUACCAUUAGCAGUUGUAUAAAAAUGACGAAUGCUGCAAGCAAAGUAUAUGAAUUAUUAAUAAUAUUCUUGUAUUUAUUUGA